AUCGAAAUCAAACAAAAAUGGGAAUCAAGAAGAAACGGAAAGCUGAAGCCGGCCAACCCCAACCGAAUGUUCUUAUGGCGAUUCCUCUAUUCAUAUUCAAUUAUCUCCAUCCUAAUUCAACUUCAAGAGAGAAGAAAGUGAAAGUAAGGUUCUUCAAUGGAGUCACCAUUCAAAGGGGAUAUAUUGAAGGGGAAAGUUGGAUUGUUAACCGGUGGUGGAUCUGGAAUCGGAUAUGAAAUCGCUGCAGAAUUGGGGAAACAUGGAGCUUCGAUUGCAAUCAUGGGUCGUCGAAAGAACGUCCUUGAUUCCGCCAUUUCUGCUCUUCAAUCCCUCGCUAUUCAUGCUAUUGGGAUUGAAGGAGAUGUUCGAAAAACAGAGGAUGCUACUCGAGCAAUAGAGACAACGAUCACGAAGUUUGGGAAGCUCGACAUUCUUGUAAAUGCUGCAGCCGGAAACUUUCUUGUCCCUGCCGAGAAUUUAUCGCCUAAUGGUUUCCGAACAGUGAUAGACAUAGAUGCAGUUGGGACUUUCACAAUGUGUCAUGAAGCACUUAAAUAUCUGAAGAAUGGAGGAACAAUCAUAAACAUAAGUGCAACUCUUCAUUAUACAGCAACUUGGUAUCAAAUUCAUGUCUCUGCUGCCAAGGCAGCUGUAGAUAGCCUUACGAGGAGCUUGGCGUUGGAGUGGGGAACAGAUUACGGUAUUAGAGUCAAUGGGAUCGCACCCGGUCCCAUUGACGGCACUGCAGGCGUUACUAAACUAUUACCCGAUGAUGUACAACGCAAGUCUAGAGAAGCAUCUGCCCUCUACAGGAUGGGGAAGAAAUGGGAUAUUGCCAUGGCUGCUCUCUAUCUUGCAUCUGAUGCAGGUAAUUUCGUGAACGGGACAACAUUGGUGGUUGAUGGUGGAAUAUGGUUGAGCAAGCCACGACAUAUGUCAAAAGAAGACGUGAAACAAGUUUCGAAGGCAGUAGAGAAGAUUUCUAGAGAUGCCCCUGUUGGUGUUCCAAAGAGUAACCUCUGAUUCCAGGAUGAAGUUUAAGAACUCUUGUCACAAUUUUGAAAGCUAUAAAUUUCUAUCAGCAGUCGUAUUUAGGAUUAAAAAACCAUUUCGUUUUGUGUUAUAUUGCGUAUCAUGAAUCGAUAUAACGUCCGAAUUGAAUUGCGGAUGGCUUUUCGUUCAGAGGUGCACUUGUACUCGGAUAUUUACAACCUUCUAAAUUGAUUAUUAAAAACAAUUAAAGCGUUAUUUCAAUUGUAGUUUUGAUUCAGCUAGUUUAGACGUGUUGGUUUGAUUGAAUAGAAGUGAAAUAAUUAGAGGCCUUCUGGUUCGUGGUUUUAGCCAAAACCGGACGGAAUUAGUACAUCCACUAUAAUAAAGUCAAGUUUAUAUAAUGCUAAGAAUGUACAAGUGUCUUAAUAGACUACUUUUUAUGACUUAAGUUUAAGGACCAAACAAUUGUUCGUUCAUGUAAAAACGUC
This is a messenger RNA of Cynara cardunculus var. scolymus (artichoke), 1481 nucleotides long. Its product is annotated as peroxisomal 2,4-dienoyl-CoA reductase-like. The record is from RefSeq and is a predicted model, not a curated record. The transcript is spliced from 5 exons. Gene Ontology annotation, biological process: fatty acid catabolic process. Lineage: Eukaryota; Viridiplantae; Streptophyta; Magnoliopsida; Asterales; Asteraceae. Gene Ontology annotation, molecular function: 2,4-dienoyl-CoA reductase (NADPH) activity. The coding region runs from base 157 to 1023 and encodes 288 amino acids.